AUGACUUUGCCUUAUUUAACAGAUGAUUGUAUUUAUUCCAUUUUACAACACCUUCAAAAUGAUCGUUCAACUUUAUUUAAAUGUUUAUUAGUUAAUCGAUUUUGGUGCAGAUCAACUAUUCCUUUACUUUAUGCAAAUCCUUUUGAAAAUGUUAAAACUGAAAAAAAUUAUUCAAUAACCUUGACCUUAAUUUUUUGCUUUAAUAAAGCAGAAAUUUUACAAUUGAAGAAACAACUUGGAUUAAGCCAGAUUAAUAAUAAUAUUAAUUUUGAUAAAGAACACAACCCUUUAUUUGAAUAUCCAAAAUAUUUGGAAAAUUAUAAUAGUAAAUUAAUAAAUUCUGUUAUUUAUGGAUGGUUUGCUAAAUAUUGUUCAGAUUUAUUAAGUUCUCAAAAAAUAUAUAAAGAUAUUAUUCCGAUAUUUCAUCAAUCAAUUUUACGUCAAAGUAGAAACAUUAAACAAUUAGAUAUUUUAUUAUAUUUAUUUUAUGAAGAAAGUUUUAAAAACUUUAACAUUCAAAACUUCACUUCAAAUUUAACAAAAUUAAAUUCAUUAUCAUUAGAAUUUAAUUCAAAAGGAGAAAUUGAACAAGAAUUUUUAAAGAAUAUAGCAAAUAUCUGUACAAAUUGUAGAAAAUUAGUAAUUCGUUUUCCUCAAACUAAAAGUUCACCAUUUCAUGACGUAUCCAAUAAUUUGAUUGAUAAUACUACUAUUAUAGAAAAGCUUUGUAAAAUUAUUCAAGUGCAAAACAAACUUAAAAUGUUUAAGAUAUGGAAAUGUCAUUUUUUAUUAAAUAACAUUCUUUUGUCUUUAGGAUUUCAAAAGCAUUCUUUAGUUCACGUUGAAUUCAUAGGCAUCGAUUUUAGUAAUGUUAAUUUAAAAAGCUUUAAUGAUUUAUAUAAUUUAGAAUAUUUAAAAUUUGGAUAUUGUAAAGGUAUAUUAUUAAAUCAAUGUGAGAGUUUAAAUUUUUCUUCGUUUAAGCUCAAGGAACUAUUAUUUAUAUGCAAUUAUUGGAAUAUUGGCGUCACAUCUUUAAUGAUCAAAUAUCUAGGUGCAUCAUUAAAAAGAUUAUCCAUUGAAAGCCCAAUUAUUUCUCUUAUUGAAAAUAUAUCAAUGUAUUGUCUAAAUCUUAUUUUUUUAAAAAUAAGAAUUAAUUUUCAUAUUGAUUUAUCAGUGGUAGAAUGUUUUAAAAAUUUAAGAACAAGAGCAUUAAGUCUUAGUAUUCUUUAUGAUAUUAGAUUUUUUGAAUAUUUAGCAAAUAAUAUAUCUAUUAGUAUUAGUGAAAUUUCUAUUUAUAUUAAUUCUUGUGAUACCGUUAAGUUUAAGGAAUUUUUAGAGAAUUGUCAUGGUAGUUUUGAAGUGAUUAAUUUAAAUCAGAUUAUUGGAUUAGAAUUACUUAAAAUUGUUUUAAAUUAUAUUGAAAGAAGUAACAAUUAUUUAAAAGUUCUUAGUAUGAAAUUGGAUAAAGAAUUGAAUGAUGAGGAAUUAAAAUUAUUGAAUCUAAUUAAAGCUAAAGGAAUUGAAAUAGUGGAAUUUAAUGAAUCGGAUUAA
This is a messenger RNA of Rhizophagus irregularis DAOM 181602=DAOM 197198, 1551 nucleotides long. RefSeq lists its product as uncharacterized. Lineage: Eukaryota; Fungi; Glomeromycota; Glomeromycetes; Glomerales; Glomeraceae. The record is from RefSeq and is a predicted model, not a curated record.